AGACGGGCUGCAAUAGGGAGCCGGCCCGACGCGGACCGCUUCCCUGCAGUGCCCCGAGUCCCGGGCCCGCGCCGCCGCCGCCCGGCUCCGCUCGCGGCCCCUCUGUCUGCAGGCGUGCCCCGGCGGCGGCGGAGAGCCGUCCUCGGCCGAGGAGGCUGGGAAACGCGAGCGCAGGCGGCAGAGAGGCCUCAACGCCGUCCCUUUCGCCACCGCCUUUUCCUUGCCUCGCGCCGCUGUGCAUUUCUCUCCUUUUCCUUUGUUUUUUUGGCCCCUCGCGGGUGUGGGCAUUGUUGGUUAGCAAAAGUGCAGCCUCAAGAUGGCUGAUGGCAACGAGGAUCUGCGGGCUGACGACUUGCCUGGGCCAGCCUUCGAGAGCUAUGAGUCCAUGGAGCUUGCCUGCCCCGCUGAGCGCAGCGGCCACGUAGCCGUCAGCGACGGGCGCCACAUGUUCGUCUGGGGCGGCUACAAGAGUAAUCAAGUCAGAGGAUUAUAUGACUUUUAUCUGCCUAGAGAAGAACUAUGGAUCUACAACAUGGAGACUGGAAGAUGGAAAAAAAUCAACACUGAAGGUGAUGUUCCUCCUUCUAUGUCAGGAAGCUGUGCUGUGUGUGUAGACAGGGUGCUGUACUUGUUUGGAGGACACCAUUCAAGAGGCAAUACCAAUAAGUUCUACAUGCUGGAUUCAAGGUCUACAGACAGAGUGUUACAGUGGGAAAGAAUUGAUUGCCAAGGAAUUCCUCCAUCAUCAAAGGACAAACUUGGUGUCUGGGUAUAUAAAAACAAGUUAAUAUUUUUUGGAGGGUAUGGAUAUUUGCCUGAAGAUAAAGUAUUGGGAACUUUUGAAUUCGAUGAAACAUCUUUUUGGAAUUCAAGUCAUCCAAGAGGAUGGAAUGAUCAUGUACAUAUUUUAGAUACUGAAACAUUUACCUGGAGCCAGCCUAUAACUACUGGUAAAGCACCUUCACCUCGUGCUGCCCAUGCCUGUGCAACUGUCGGAAAUAGAGGCUUCGUGUUUGGAGGCAGAUAUCGAGAUGCUAGAAUGAAUGAUCUUCACUAUCUUAAUCUGGAUACAUGGGAGUGGAAUGAAUUAAUUCCACAAGGCAUAUGCCCAGUUGGUCGAUCUUGGCACUCACUAACACCAGUUUCUUCAGAUCAUCUUUUUCUCUUUGGAGGAUUUACCACUGAUAAACAGCCACUAAGUGAUGCCUGGACUUACUGCAUCAGUAAAAAUGAAUGGAUACAAUUUAAUCAUCCAUAUACCGAAAAACCAAGGUUAUGGCACACAGCUUGUGCCAGCGAUGAAGGAGAAGUAAUUGUUUUUGGUGGAUGUGCCAACAACUUGCUUGUCCAUCACAGAGCUGCACACAGUAAUGAAAUACUAAUAUUUUCAGUUCAACCAAAAUCUCUUGUACGGCUAAGCUUAGAAGCAGUCAUUUGCUUUAAAGAAAUGUUAGCCAACUCAUGGAACUGCCUUCCAAAACACUUACUUCACAGUGUUAAUCAGAGGUUUGGUAGUAACAACACUUCUGGAUCUUAAGGCUUCAUAAAUAAUGCCUAUGAUCACCUUGCAUGGACAGCAAUCCUGUAAACAUCACAGAGUGGCAUCAUUUGUAUAAUUAUAUGCAUUGUUGUAGUUUGCACCUGUUGGUUUUAAUGUGCAUGUGAAUGGCCUAGAGAACCUAUUUUUGUGUCUAAAGUUUACAAUAAAUGUAUUUAACACCAGUAGCUGUCCUCUAUUAAAGUAAAGUAAUGGUUGGGCUUUUUACCCUGAAGAAUGGUUGCUACAUUUUCUUUUCAGUAACUUCAGGAUAUGUAUCUGUAGAAACAUUAUAGUCUUACCAUCAUCAAAAUGCUGAAGUCAUUUUUUGAAAACAUUAUAGAUUUUUUUUUUUUUAAUGGCAAGAGUAGUCUAUAGUUAUGUAACCUAGUGUUGUAAAUACAAUAUAAUAAAGGUUUUUUUUUUUAAACAUUAAUAUUCACAUUAUGACGAAGCUGGAAAAACAAAGUGUGGAGGGACCAACAACUGUUCAGUACUUUGACCUUAAUGCUUCAGUGUAGGGGCUGGAGCAAGUGGUCAUGCUGAAUACAGGCAGGUGCUGUCCAGUCAAUUAAAAAGUUUUUUUUUAAUUAAUAGGUUUUAUAGCUCAUGAAGGAAUGGAAAUAAUGAUGACAUCAUUUUCCAUUCUGUUAAGAGACAGAGGAAAAGUGGGUUAGAGUCUUUAGUGGUAAGCCUAAAAUGCGCUUCUGGUAUUAUAGGUUAAGAUACUCUAACGUGCUAUAUUGGUAAUUAAUUACUAAAGGUGGAAAUUAAAAUGGUACAGAACUGAAUCAGAUUACAAGGAAAAAAUUAAGAUCAAACCUGAAGGUCUACAAAUGAAUAGAAAUGAUUAAGCUGAGUCAUGAGAAUUAUUACUUAUAUUUUACAUUUUGGUCUAAUAUUUUUUUCUGACAAGUAUCAAUGAAAGCAGAAGAAAAUCCACUCCAAUACUUAGUUUUCAAGACACAAUCCUAAAUAUUUAAACCCCUUGUAGCUGGCCUAUAAUAUAUAUAUAUUAGAUGUUAUAUACAGUAGACUUACCAAGUCAAUAGUUUAAGCAAUCAAGCCACUUCACUGUUCAGUUUCUUUACAUCAUGAAAUGAAUACUUGGUAUUAACCUCCCAAAUUUCAAGAAAAUGUAGAAUAACUACAGAUGUAUAUAAUUAGCAUUUAACUGUCCACAAAUACUUUAGGAAAUCCUAUCAUAGUGUUUCCUCUAUAUAAAACUGGGAAAAAAACAAGAAUUAAGUCCUUUUGGUGAAUAUAGCAAGGCAAUGUUUAGUUCAUUUGGCCUGUAAUAUAUAUAUUAGAUGUUAUAUACAGUAGACUUACCAAGUCAAUAGUUUAAGCAAUCAAGCCACUUCACUGUUCAGUUUCUUUACAUCAUGAAAUGAAUACUUGGUAUUAACCUCCCAAAUUUCAAGAAAAUGUAGAAUAACUACAGAUGUAUAUUAAUUAGCAUUUAACUGUCCACAAAUACUUUUGGAAAUCCUAUCAUAGACAGUGUUUCCUCUAUAUAAAACUGGGAAAAAACAAGAAGUAAGUCCUUUUGGUGAAUAUAGCAAGGCAAUGUUUAGUUCAUUUUUAUAAUGCGGAAAUCCUGAUACAUGGUGCUUUCAUCUUUGAACUUCCAAAAGGCUAUAAAAUUGGCUCUUCUCAAAUAUUUUAGAAUUUCAUUUCAGCUAUUUCCUUUUUACGUUCAGAAGAUUGGGUGCAGACACUUUCACUUUGCCAGGAAUGUUUCUUGAUAAAUCUGUGUCCUAAAAAAAGAAAAUUGCUGAAUAUCUUCACAUCCUGUAUGGUCAAUCAUGUUUCUUUUAUGACAAAAACGAAAAACAUUUCCAAACUUUUAGCUGAGAUGGUUUUACUGCUUCUAAUAAGACAGCAUUUUCUACUAAAAUAACAAAAAACUGCUAACAUUUUAAAUUGUACUGUCAGUCUCCACAUUCCUUUUCUGAAGGAGAACUUUACCUUUACGCUGCGGAAUAAGUCUUUUUCUCUUGCUGUUGCUUCUUUGGAAUGCAUGAAACUAUUCAAGGCUGUUUUUGCAGCUGUAAAUACAAAAAAGAGUAAGAAUAAUCUACUGUUAAGUCACUGAACUGUUUAAAAUCAUAAUUCAAAAAAACAAAUUUAAAUACCUUUUCCCUUUUUCUGCACUCCAGGAGUAAGUUUCACUUUAUAUCUUUAAAAAGGAAUUACAUGUGUUACUAAAUAGACGUUACAAAACAAUUCACAAAAGCCAUUCUGUCAACUAAUGGUAACUUACUUGUAGUUUGUCAUGGUGGUGUAAGGGGCACAUAUUGGAAUGGCAAACAGUAGUACAUCUUCAGGAUGUGGCUGGCCUGUCAAAGAAUCAAAUAGGUUUUCCUAAAAAGGGAAAAUAACAGUUACAAAGGCAAUUUAUACCGCCCUUUACAAAAAAUGCUAAAACACUUGAAUUAGUAUCUCAACAUAUUUUUUAUCUUUUCCUGAUAUACAUACCAUCUAAGCUGGAACAGUGGUACUUAAACUCUGCUUCAUAGUUCCAAAGAGUUGAAGACCAAUGUUUAAAUAUAUUCUUUACUACUUAAUUUUUGCCUAGCAUAAUAAGUAAUGAGAACAAUAAUUUUCAAAAUCCUACCUACAGUUACAUUUAAGAGAAAGAAGGCCCAGGAGCAGUGGUUCACGCCUAUAAUCCUAGGACUCUGGAAGGCUCAGGCUGAGGCGGGUGGAUCGCUUGAGCCCAGGAGUUCAAGACCAGCCUAAGCAACAUGGAGAAACACCAUCUCUACAAAAAAUAUAAAAGUUAGCUGGGUAUAGUGGGUGCCUGUAGUCCCAGCUACUCGGAAGACUGAGGGGGGGAGGAUCACCUGAGCCCAGGAGGUAGACGUUGUGGAGAGCCAUGAUCCUGUCACUGCACUGGGUGACACCAGCCUGGGUGACAGAGACCCUGUCUCAAAAAAAAAAAAAAAAGGAAAAAAACUAUUGGAUAUUACCUGAGUUGCAGAAACCUGCUGUGGAUUAAAAUGAUGCAAUAAUAACCACAAAUAGAUUUAAGUCCUAUCACAUGGAAAUGGGACUAAUACCUUGGCUAUACCACUAUUUCUCGUCCUGGGGAGAUUCUGCCCUCAGAAGACAAUGGGCAAUGUCUAGAGAUAGUUUUCGUUGACACGAUGAGGGGUGAGAAGGAAUAGGUAGGGGCUGCUACUGGGAUCUAGUGGGUAAAGGCCGAGGAUGUCGCUAAACAUUUUAUAAUGAAUGGGACAGACCCCACAACAAAGAAUUAACCAACCCCUAAUGUUAAUAGUGCCAAAGUUGAGAAACCCUGGGCUAGAACAGCCUUCUCUCUUACCCAUUAUUAAGGAGAAAUCCCAGAGUUCUUAUUUGCUGUGCUGCCUGUGAGAUUGCCCCCAUUUAUUUUACAAUAUGAAUAAACUUAGAUUUAGGACAGAA
This is a messenger RNA of Homo sapiens (human), 4969 nucleotides long. RefSeq names its product kelch domain containing 2 (gene KLHDC2). The transcript has 13 exons. Gene Ontology annotation, biological process: ubiquitin-dependent protein catabolic process via the C-end degron rule pathway; protein ubiquitination. Gene Ontology annotation, cellular component: cullin-RING ubiquitin ligase complex; nucleus. The coding region runs from base 317 to 1537 and encodes 406 amino acids. The record is from RefSeq and is marked validated. Gene Ontology annotation, molecular function: ubiquitin-like ligase-substrate adaptor activity. Lineage: Eukaryota; Metazoa; Chordata; Mammalia; Primates; Hominidae.